Messenger RNA from Pogonomyrmex barbatus (red harvester ant), 2064 nucleotides. RefSeq lists its product as uncharacterized. The record is from RefSeq and is a predicted model, not a curated record. NCBI's taxonomy places the organism in Eukaryota, Metazoa, Arthropoda, Insecta, Hymenoptera, Formicidae.
AUCCUGAGCGAGUCACACGCCUAUGCCGCGAUCUUUUGAAGAAAAUGUCAACGACGCCUUUAAGAAUAGAGGAUGGUAUUCGCCCACGAGAUUGGCAACCGCGAAAAUCAAGUUAUAAAGUACCUUUGAGAUUGAUGCGAUUAUGUUUGCUGGGAAUACUUCUGCCGUCCGUAUUUAUUGCGUGGCCACUGUAUUUGAGAUACCGCGUGUAUUCUGAGCAGCUGUAUGCUUUAACAAUAUCCGAUCAGAUACUAAUCGAUGGCAGAAUUUCUACCCUUUGGUGCCAAAGCCAAGUAGUUAAAGUUAACGCCACAUUCAAUGCGUACCUGAUGAGUAACGAACCAAUAGUUGAAAAGGAUACAGUGCCUGUAUCGAUGACGAGACACCUCGUUAUGACAGAUGACAUGAAGGAGUAUUGGGGAUUUUAUCUUUUGCGCGGCAGUAGCGUCACCGUUUCAGCUUGUGUAAGAUGGCCGGGUGCUUCUUUAACGAUAAUCCGUGGCUUCAAAAAUCUACACGAGUGCGCCUUUAUCGGAGAUGACAGUAGCGAGGAACUCGAGGAACUCGUUGAGGUCGCCAAGGAACAAGGACUUCUCGAUGUAAAGGGCACUACGGAGGCGGCGCGUCUUAGUAAUGUACCUGAUAAAAUGAGACGAGCAGAUCAAGACGUGCAUUUCUAUGACAGUGCUCUUCGCUUGAACGUUUCUAAAUCGUCUGGACAACCGGGCAGUCAUGAGUUGGACCCUGAAACAAUGCGGAAUAUACUUACACAACUCUUGGUUAAGACCAAUUACGCAAAAAAGAAGCAGAAAAAGAAUCCGCAUCACCAUUACGAAGCCGUCUUCAGGGAUGUCACUAAUAUCGAUAAGCCAGCGACCACAAAUUAUCCUAGAAAUUUACAAGAUCAGGAAAAAUUAAUAAGCAAAUUUGAUAAUAAUAAAGAGACAGAAAAUGAUAAAAAGUUUACACCAUUAUUAUCGAAAGUACCAAUUUCUUUUCAAGAACCGCGAUACGAUCAGGAAGAAUCUGAAACUUCACAGAAUUAUACAUUUCCUUCUAGUCUACGUCCGCAUUCUAUCCGGAUAUCCAGUAAGCAAAUGGAAUCCAGCACGAGACGGGAAAUCGUAAAAGAGCAAGAAGAGCUGAAAACUAAACGGACAAACUCAGAAGAGGUGUUUCAAGAUGUUUUGCGAAAAAUUAACUCCUUAGGUGAUCGUGGUAAACAGAUAUUACACAAAUUGAUGGAUACAAUUGAUACGCAAGCCGAUGCUAAAGGUGCUGCAUUGAAACAAUUAAUUAAUAAUACAAUGAAUGACAAAAAAUUGUCGAACGAAGCUAAACAGAGAAGAAGACGAGACCUGGUUCUUUCGUCGCCGCUUUAUCAGGAAUUAACAGAGAAUGACGAAGACGGUGAUGCAGCGGUAGAAGAGGAUUUGUUGCAUCCAGAUGGUAUCGCAGAGGAUCGAGGUACGGUAAACGAAACAACUUUGAACGAUAGAAGUAAUUCUGAGUUUUGGAGUUCGUUUAGCAGUUCUGAAGAACGGCUGUUGGAAUGCAAAGGUCUUAUCCUGAAUUUACCUUUGACACCACAUCGUUAUUGUACACCCAAACACGAAAGUCAUCAUUCUACAGCCUCUUUCGCCAAUAUGGUGACAUACAGAGUACCUCUAAACGGGUAUUACUUCUUUGUCUUUAAUUCGGAAAAUGAAGUUCAGCCUAAUUACGUGAGGGUGAAAUUUGAUCUUUUGAAAACUGUCUACAAUACAUCAAAUCCUGUGCAUGCAUGUAAAAAUAGCACGGAGGAGUGUUCCUUACCGUUUAAAAUAUUCAGUAACGAAAAAACGGUAUUAGAAUUGCCAUUAAGUGGAAAUGAUUCGCAAUGGAAUGAGGAAUAUAUUGGUGUGUCUGUAUGCGAACCAAGAACAAUGGUUUACACUAUUUGUGUCAUCAUGGUGCCUUUACUUAUUCUUCUUUUUGCUUUUCAUUAAAAAAUAGCGUUAUUAACAGUAUUUAUGUACAUAGCACACAGUGACGUGAUUAAUAAUAAUGAGAAUGUACCAAAGC